This is a messenger RNA of Grosmannia clavigera kw1407, 1227 nucleotides long. RefSeq lists its product as uncharacterized. Bases 1 to 1227 code for a protein of 408 amino acids. The record is from RefSeq and is a predicted model, not a curated record. The transcript has 2 exons. NCBI's taxonomy places the organism in Eukaryota, Fungi, Ascomycota, Sordariomycetes, Ophiostomatales, Ophiostomataceae.
AUGCUGUUUGCAGACGAGUCCGGCUGGAAGGAGCGGAUCGCAGGGUCCCUCAAGAACUCCAAUUUCAACGAUAUGAAGAACACAGCGUUCAUGCUGGUCAUGGCUCUAUGGGCCAAGACCACACGGCGCAUGCGGUUUGCCGGUGGGGUAGUGUUCUUUGUCCUCACCAUGGUAUAUUUCUCGGGUGCACUACGCCAGGCACCAAGCGGCAUCGACUACCAGAGCCGUGCCCGGGCGCGGUACAACGAGUCCAAGGUCGGCCUGCUGAUUGAGAACCGUUCUUUCCCGGUCCUGGCACCGCUUAUGCUGCAUUUCAUCUCGGUGGUGCCACCCGACUGGCGGUUCCGCUUCAUGGGUUCGAUCGAGUCGGUCAAGAAGAUCAACGAGUCGGUCGCUAUCCAGGAGCAAGUGCGGGCGGGCAAGCUGGACCUGACAUACAUCCCGUCCAACAUGACAACGGGAAGCCAGGAGGAGAUCAGCCGCUUCCUAACGACGUUGUGGCUGUACGAGACCGUGCUCCAGCCGGCGGAAUGGCUGCUGCUCUUCCAGACGGACAGCAUUCUGUGUGCCAACUCGCAGAGGAAUUUGAACGACUACCUCGAGUAUCACUGGAUCGGUGCCCCUUGGACCAAGGACAGCCGCUGGGGCGGUAACGGCGGCCUGUCUCUUCGCCGGGUGAGCGCCAUGAUCGACGUUCUGCGUGAGCAGGUUCGCAUAGACGGCAGCGAUCCGGAAGACGUCUGGUUGGCUGAGCGUCUGGGUCACCGGCCGAAGUCCAAGGUGGCUAACGGCACUGUGUCGCUGACAUUUUCGGGCGAGUCCUUUGAGGGAGCCGAGACCAGGCUGGACAACUUUACGCUCUCCAACGCCAAUUCCAGCGAGAUCGCCGCUGCUGCCAAGGCUGGCAAGCUGGUUGACGGCGUCGACAACUAUCGUGUCGGCUUCUACGAGCCGAUGGGCUACCACACCGGCGGCUCGGGCAAAUAUCUAAACGGUCAUGUCUGGGGCACGCCCGAACAGCGGCGCCACAUCUGGACCUACUGCCCAGAGGUCAAGAUGACCCUGGCCAUGGACGCGGCCAAAUUCGUGCCGGGCGAAUGCGGUGCUGUUUGGAAGCGGACUGUCAACAUCCCUGGCGCACAUGGCGUUGUGGAUGUCGGCUACGGUACCGAAAUCAUCGAUGACAUACAGUAUCCGGUGCUGCCCCCUGGUCUGUAUCCAUGGUGA